CUGACUAUGAUGAGGUCCCAGAGGAGGGGCCUAGGGCCCCAGCCAGCGUGAUGACCACAAAGGAGGAACCCCCACUGAGCCAAGUCCCACGGGCAGUGAGAGUGGCCAGUCUGCUGAGUGAGGGGGAGGAGCUGUCAGGGGACGAACAAGGGGAUGAGGAUGAGGAUGAGCACGCUUAUGAAGGUGUCCCCAAUGGUGGGUGGCACACUGGCAGCCUGAGCUUACCGCACCUGCCCAGUGGUCCCCUGAUUCCUGAGCUCCUGCCACACUCCAUGGACGGGCUGCCUGGGGGUCCCACCCCCAUCACACCAGUCAUCAAGGCUGGCUGGCUGGACAAGAACCCACCACAGGGAUCUUAUAUCUAUCAGAAGCGAUGGGUGAGACUGGAUGCUGAGUACCUACAAUACUUUGAUAGUAACAAGGAUGCUUACUCCAAGCGCUUCGUCCCUGUGGCCUGCAUCUCCCGCGUGGCUGCCAUUGGGGACCAGAAGUUGGAAGUGAUCACUAAUAACCGGACUUUUGUCUUCCGGGCGGAGAGUGAUGCUGAGCGGAAGGAGUGGAUUCAGGCCCUGCAGCAGGCUGUGGCUGACCAGCGUGCCCGGGCCCGGCUGUCUAGCGCCUGUCCACUGGGAGUUCUGAGCCCAGAGCCACCUGACCGCUCCGGCAGCCUGGAGCUACGUGGCUUCAAGAGUAAACUGUAUGUGGCCGUGGUCGGGGACAAAGUGCAGCUGUACAAGAAUCUGGAGGAAUACCACCUGGGCAUUGGUAUCACCUUCAUCGACAUGAGUGUGGGCAACGUGAAGGAAGUGGACCGGCGCAGCUUUGACCUCACUACACCCUACCGCAUCUUCAGCUUCUUGGCUGAGUCAGAGCUGGAGAAGGAACAGUGGCUAGAGGCCAUGCAGGGAGCCAUUGCUGAAGCCUUGUCCACUUCAGAGGUGGCUGAACGCAUCUGGGCUGCCGCCCACAACAGGUUCUGUGCCGACUGUGGAGCUGCCCAACCUGACUGGGCCUCCAUCAACCUCUGUGUUGUCAUCUGCAAGCGCUGUGCAGGGGAACACCGUGGCCUGGGCGCUGCCAUCUCCAAGGUGCGGAGCCUGAAGAUGGACAGGAAGGUGUGGACAGAAACACUCAUUCAGGCCCUCUGUGCCACAGUCACCACCGCAGACCUGGCUGAGACCCAGGCGCUCCUGGGCUGUGGGGCUGGGGUCAGCUGCUUCUCAGGAGACCCUGAGGCCCCCACACCCCUGGAUCUUGCUGAGCAGGCAGGGCAGACACUGCAGAUGGAAUUCCUUCGGAAUAACCGGAGCACAGAGGUACCUCGCCUGGACUCAUUGAGGCCCCUGGAGAAGCAGUACUCAGUUGUCCUGCCCACUGUGAGCCACAGCGGCUUCCUCUACAAGACCGCUUCUGCUGGCAAGCUACUGCAAGAUCGUCGUGCCCGGGAAGAGUUCAGCCGACGCUGGUGUGUCCUUAGCGACGGAAUCCUGAGCUACUACGAGAAUGAGCGAACAGUGGCACCCAACGGGGAGAUUCGGGCCAGUGAGAUUGUGUGCCUGGCAGUGCCCCCUCCUGAUACACACGGCUUUGAGCACACCUUUGAGGUUUACACGGAGGGAGAGCGGCUGUACCUAUUUGGACUGGAAAGUGCGGAGCUGGCUCGUGAAUGGGUCAAGUGCAUUGCUAAGGCAUUUGCACCACCUCUGGCUGAGGAGCUUCUGUCCAGGGAUUUUGACCGACUUGGACGCCUACCCUACAAAGCUGGCUUGAGCCUACAACGGACCCAGGAGGGCUGGUUCUCUCUCAUUGGCUCCCAGCUUCACGCCAUCUUUCCAGAGGGACCCUGUGAGGAGCCGCUGCAGCUACGAAAACUGCAGGAGCUUUCCAUCCAAGGGGACAGCGAGAACCAGGUGCUGGUGCUGGUGGAGCGAAGGAGGACGCUGUACAUCCAGGGGGAGCGGCGGCUGGACUUCAUGGGCUGGCUGGGGGCCAUCCAGAAAGCAGCAGCAAGUUUGGGAGACACUCUGUCAGAGCAGCAACUUGGGGACUCAGACAUCCCUGUGAUAAUCUACCGCUGUGUGGACUACAUCACUCAGUGUGGCCUGACCUCCGAGGGCAUCUACCGCAAGUGUGGACAGACUUCAAAGACCCAGCGACUCCUGGAGAGCCUGCGGCAGGAUGCACGCUCUGUGCGCCUCAAGGAGGGCGAACAGCAUGUGGACGAUGUUUCGUCGGCACUCAAGCGCUUCCUGCGGGACCUGCCAGAUGGGCUCUUUACUCGUGUUCAGCGCCUAGCCUGGCUGGAGGCCUCAGAGAUGGAGGAUGAGGAGGAUAAAGUCUCUAGGUACCAAGAGCUUCUGGCACAGCUGCCCCCAGUCAACCGUGCGACUGUGAAGGCCCUUAUCAGCCACCUGUACUGCGUCCAGUGCUUCUCAGACACGAACCAGAUGAACACGCACAACCUGGCUAUUGUAUUUGGGCCCACGCUUUUCCAGACAGAUGGACAGGACUACAAGGCUGGCCGUGUGGUAGAAGACCUCAUCAGCCACUAUGUGGUGGUGUUUAAUGUGGACGAGGAGGAGCUGAGGAAACAGCGGGAGGAGAUCACUGCCAUUGUGAAAAUGCGUGUAGCUGGCACUGCCAGUGGGACCCAGCAUGCUGGUGACUUCAUCUGCACCGUGUACCUGGAGGAAAAGGCAGCGGAGACAGAACAACAUAUUAAGGUUCCAGCAUCCAUGACAGCUGAGGAGCUCACCCUGGAGAUCCUGGACCGUAGGAAUGUGGGCAUUAGGGAGAAGGACUAUUGGACCUGCUUUGAGGUCAACGAGAGAGAGGAGGCAGAGCGCCCCCUGCAUUUUGCAGAAAAGGUGCUGCCUAUUCUGCACGGACUGGGCACAGACAGCUACCUGGUGGUGAAGAAGUACCAAUCCAUGGAAGCCAUGAUGCUGUACCUGGCCAGUCGUGUAGGUGACACCAAGCAUGGCAUGAUGAAGUUCCGUGAGGACCGCAGCCUCCUGGGCCUGGGCCUGCCUUCUGGUGGCUUCCAUGAUCGCUACUUCAUCCUCAACAGCAGCUGCCUACGGCUCUUCAAGGAGGUCCGGAGUCACCGGCCUGAGAAGGAGUGGCCCAUCAAGAGCCUCAAAGUCUACCUAGGAGUGAAGAAGAAACUCCGGCCACCCACCUGCUGGGGCUUUACAGUGGUGCAUGAAACAGAGAAACACGAGAAGCAACAGUGGUACCUGUGCUGUGACACGCAGAUGGAGCUCCGGGAGUGGUUUGCCACCUUCCUGUUUGUUCAGCAUGACGGCCUAGUGUGGCCCUCGGAACCUUCACGUGUGUCUCGGGUGGUGCCUGAGGUCCGGCUGGGCAGCGUAUCACUGAUACCCCUGCGUGGCAGUGAGAAUGAGAUGCGUCGGAGCGUGGCCGCCUUUACCUCGGACCCCCUGUCUUCUGGAGAUAUUCUGGACAACAGCACCGUGCUAGAACAGGCCUAG
Molecule: messenger RNA, 3494 nt
Organism: Chrysochloris asiatica (Cape golden mole)
Lineage: Eukaryota; Metazoa; Chordata; Mammalia; Afrosoricida; Chrysochloridae
Gene: ARAP1
Product: ArfGAP with RhoGAP domain, ankyrin repeat and PH domain 1
Exons: 29
Coding region: 51-3494 (1147 amino acids)
Biological process (GO): signal transduction; positive regulation of GTPase activity
Cellular component (GO): plasma membrane; cytoplasmic vesicle; trans-Golgi network
Molecular function (GO): phosphatidylinositol-3,4,5-trisphosphate binding; GTPase activator activity
Source: RefSeq, a predicted model, not a curated record